GGCAGAGGCAGCCGCAGCCCCGUCCCCGCCUCCCUCCCUGGGCCCGGCCCCGCCGCCGCCGUUCCCGGCUCUCAGAGGGCUCCCGUCGGCAGCGGGGGAAGAGCAGGCGGAGAGCGGGCGGCGGCCGGGGACGCGAUGCACUCGCUGUUCAGGAAGCGCAACAAAGGGAAGUACAGCCCGUCGGUGCAGAAGAAGAGCAUCUCCAGCAAAGAGCUGACCGAGCUCAUCGAGCGCCUGCAGAAAAAUGCCGACCAAGUGGAGAAGAACAUCGUGGAGACUGACUCCCGAAUGCAGAAUGAUUUGCACAAGAUCAAGGCAUGCCAGCUAGCACAGUACAAGGAGCUGACAGCUCAGAAGCUGACGGAGUCGGACAAGCUGCUCUAUGUACUGGAUGGGGAUGCAGCCGUUGCCAGGCACAUGAAGCACCCCCAAGGGGACAUGAUCACUGAGGACAUCCGGCAGCUGAAGGAACGAGUGGCAAAUCUACGUGUGAAACAUGACCAGAUCUACAACUUCCCCCUGCAGCACAUCGAGCCCCAGGUCAACUGGUGCACAGUGAUCGAGGAGAAACAGGAUGCGUUGUGUGGCAAAGGCUUUGGGACUGAUCUGCCGCUGGUCAACAGCCAAGUAGAAGAGCACAACAUCUUCCACAAUGAGGUCAUGGCCAUCGGCCCACACAUCACCAAGGAAGGCAACAAGGGAUACACGAGUGACCUCCAAGCCAAGUACCAGAAGCUGCUGGCCAGCUCGCAGCAGCGGCAGCAGGACCUGAACUCACUGCAGGACUACAUGCAGCGCUGCACCAACAAGCUCUACUGGCUGGAUCAGCAGGCAAAGGACCGCACGCACUACGACUGGAGCGACCACAACCUGGACUACCCCAGCCGGCGCCGCCAGUACGAGAACUUCAUCCACCGGAAGCUGGAGGAGAAGGAGGAGGCCAUUAACAAGCUGCAUGCAGAUGGAGACCAACUGCUGGCCCAGAACCAUCCUGGGAAGAACGCCAUUGAGGCACACAUCGAGGCAGUCCACGCCGACUGGAAGGAGUAUCUCAACUUCCUGAUCUGCGAGGAGAGCCACCUCAAGUUCAUGGAGGACUUCCACAAGUUUCAGAAGGACGCAAAGGACGCCCAGCAGCUCUUGAAGAAAGUCGAUACGGACCUGGACCAAAAAUACAGCCCAGAGUUCAAGGACAGAUACCAGCUGGAGUCGCUCCUCAGGGAGCUGGAUGACCAAGAGAAGGCCCUGGAGAAGUACGAUGCUGUGGUGCAGUCGCUGCAGGAGCGCAGCCAGCACGUCCUGCCCCUGCGGUACCGCCGGCUGCCACCGCCGCAGCCCAUCCCUGUGGAGGCUCUGUGCGAGUAUGAGGGCGAGCAGGGCCAGAUAACCCGAGGAGCCCAUUACACCCUGCAAAAGAACAGUGGAGACAUCUGGGAAGUGAUGGACGGUGCAGGAGGUGCCAUCAGUGCCCCAGGUGUCUGCUUCAUGAUCCCCCCUCCAGAUGCAGAGGCAAUAGCACUGGCGGACCAGAUUGCUGAUAGCUAUGUAGCUGUAAAGGAGAAGACCUCCAACUGCAGGAACAUCCUCCAGCAGCGCUACGAGGGGCUGAAGGCUGACAGCAUUGGAGAUGCUGCAUCAGUUCAGGGCCGCCAGCUUCUGGCAGGGCUGGAGAAAGUGCACAGUGACCUGGACAAGUUGGAGAAAGCAAUAACAGCAAACCUCCGUCCACCGCUGGAGCAGAGUCGGGCUGUGCAGGACAGCACCGAGCGCUCCAAGGACCUGAAGAACAUAACCAAUGAAGUCCGUCGCAUCGAACCAGAGAAAAUGAGGAAGGUCCAGGACUGCGAGGCCUUCAUUGAGUCCGUGCCCAACACUGGGAGCGCUACGUUGGUGAAGAACAAGGUGGAGAACACCAACAAGAAGUAUGACCGUGUGGUUCAGCUGCUCAGUGCUGCCCAGGAGAAAGUUGAGGUGGCCACGCACCUCGAGAAGAGUCUCCAGCAAGGCCGAGACCUGCUGUCCACAUACGAGAACAAACUGGUGACAGACGACACCGUACCAGAGGACCUGCGGGUGAUAGACCGUAAGAAAGAAGAGCUGCUGGCCAUGGGCUCUGAGCUCCAAUCCAAAAGGUUCUUGCUCAAUGAGGCAGAGCAGAACUUGCUGAGGACAAAGACCUGCUCCAACACCCUGGCCAGCAAGUUCCAGGAGCACUGCCCUGACAUUGAGCGGCAGGAAGCCGAGCUCUACAAGCUCAACCAGCGCUUCAACAACCUCAGCAAGCAAAUUGACCACAGAACACAGACCCUGCAGAAAGCAAAGAGUGCCUAUUCCAACUACCGCACAAACUAUGACAAAAUCAACCAGUUCCUUUGCAACAUCCCCAACUACGAGCCGCAGGAGACGGACAACAUCCAGCAAGUGGAAGUGAAGCUGAAGAACCAAGCGGCGCUCCUUGGUGACAUCGCAAGCAAAGAACAGGAGGUACAAAAAGUCUCUGCCACAGCUCAGCAGUACCAGCAGGCAGUAAAGGACUACGAGCUGGAAGCUGAGAAGCUGCGGUCCAUCCUCGACCUCGAGAACGGACGCAAUGGGUACAUGAGCAAGAAACCCAGGCUGCAAUCUCCAGCUGCAAAAGUGAAAGAGGAGGAAGCCAUUCUGGCAGCCAAGUUCACCGAAGUGAAUGCUGUGAAUAGGCAGAGGCUGCAGAACCUGGAAUUUGCUCAGAACCUCCUGCGGCAGCAGCCAGAGGUUCAGGUGACGCAAGACUUCAUCCAGACCAAAAAAUCCGUAAGGCCUGUGGAAGAAGUCUGGAAGUUGAAGAAAGAGCUUGAGGAUGAGACUCAGCGUCGGCAACAGCUAGAAGCUGAGAUCCAAGCCAUCCAGAACAACAUUAUCCACCUGCAAAACCAGAAGCCCCAAGAAACCGUAGUUAAGAAGGAAUUGGUGAAGAAAGUGCCGGACCCGCAGCUGGAGGAGAGCUUCCACAAACUGCAGCAAAGCCUGGCAGAAGAGCAGCGCAAGAACCAGGUGCUGCAGGAUGAGCUGGAGGCCCUUAAAAUCAGGCUGCGUGUUUUGGAGCAUGAGAAGAAGGAAGGAGGGCAGGAGUAUAUAGUGAAAGAGGUGUUGCGUAUUGAGCAAGAUAAGGCUCAAGCUGAAGAAAUCUUGAGGCUCAAAGAAGAACUGGAAGAGCUCAGGAGGCAGGAAGGAACAAGGGAAAACGAGGUCAAUCUUUUACGCCAACAAAUCGCUGUGCUGUCCAGCGAGAAGAACAAAGAGCAGGAGAAGGUAACAGAGAAGGAGGUGCUGAAGCUGCAGAACGAUCCCCAGCUGGAGAUGGAAUUCCGGAUGUUGCAAGAGAACAAGCAGAGGGAGAGUGCCCUGAGGCAGAAACACGAGGAAGAGCUCAGCUUCCUCCAGGAGAAACUCAAACGCCUCGAGAAGGAACGGGCCAUCGCUGAGGGCAAGAUUACUGUCAAGGAGGUACUGAAGGUGGAGAAAGACGUGGCCAUCGAGAGGGAGGUGAAUGAGCUCCGGCGCCAGUACGAGGAUGAGAAAUCCAAGGGGCGUUCCAACGAGAGGGAGAAGGCCGAGCUGCUCAGGAAGAUCCAGCUGCUGGAGGAAGAGAAUGCCAAGGUGGUUGUCCAGGAGAAGGUGAGGGAGAUCGUGCGGCCGGAUCCUAAGGCUGAAAAUGAAGUUGCCAACCUUCGGUUGGAGCUGGUAGAGCAGGAGAGGAGAUACCGGGGUGGUGACGAACAGCUGAAGAGCUGUCAGAAUGAACUGGCUGCUCUGAGGAAUAGAGAGCCGCUGGUAGAAGUCAAAGAAGUCAUUAAGGAGGUCAUUAAGUACAAGAAUGAUCCAGAAACUGAAAAGGAGCUACAGCGGCUCCGUGAGGAAAUCAUAGAGAGGACGGGAGCCAUUGAAAGAGCUGACCUUGAGAUCUACCAGCUGAAACAAGAGAUACAAGCUUUGAAAGACACCAAACCUCAAGUGCACACAAAAGAAGUUGUUCAAGAAAUUCUACAGUUCCGGGAAGACCCUAAGACAAGAGAGGAGGUGGAAUCUCUGAGAGUGCAGCUGGCCGAGGAACAAAUGAAGCACGUUGACCUGGAGAGAGAACGGCUCCUCCAAGAAGACAAAGUAAGACAGAAAGAGGAGGAACUUUCCCAGGUGAAGGAGAAAGUGGUCCAGCAGGAAGUAGUGAAGUACGAGCAAGAUCCUGCCUUGAAAGCUGAAGUGAACUCCUUCUCACAGAGCAUCGAGAGUGAGCUGAAACAAAUCGAUUCCCUCCGUGAAGAACUGCGCAAGCUGCAGAGGAGGCGGUCUGAGCUGGAGCGACAACUGGAAGAACUGGAGAAGGAGAGACAGGCCCGCAGAGAGGCGGAACUGGAAGUGCAGAGGCUGAGGAUUAGGCUGAAUGAGCUAGAAGAGCAAGAGAGGGAAACGACGGAACGAGUAACAGUGAAACAGAAAGUGAUCCUUCAGCAAGAUCCCCAGCAAGAGAAGGAGCACUCCCUCCUCAGGCUGGAGCUAGAAGAAGAAAAACACCGGAGACAAGUCUUGCAAACUGAACUGGAAGCCUUGAGAAAGAAGCUUCUUUCGUUGGAGAAAAUGGAGGUCAAAGAGAAAGUUGUCUUUUCAGAAAGUGUCCAAGUGGACAAAGGAGACACGGAGUAUGAGAUUCAGAAGCUGAAGAGCAACCUGGAGGAGGAGAGCAGGCGUAAGAGGGAGCUAGAUGCAGAUAUCAAUAGGCUCGAAACCAGGCUGUCCGAGGUGGAAUUCAACAACUCUAAGUCAUCGAAGGAACUAGACUUACUAAGAGAGGAAAACCACAAAUUGCACCUUGAAAAGCAAAACCUGCUGAUGGAAACAAGGAGGCUGCAAUCAGAGAUUGAACUCACAGCAACAGAAGCUCGGGAUUUGAGAAACAUGACCCACAUGGACAGUGGACCAAACCUAGACUCCAGAUUCCAAGCUCUGGAAAGAGAGUUAGAUGAUCUGAAGCAGUUAUCAAGAGAAAAAGAUGCAGAGAUCGAGCAGCUCCAGAACCGCCUCAAGACAGUGGCAAUCAAGAGGGAGCAAAGAGAGAACCACCUGAGGCGCUCCAUUGUGGUCAUCGAUCCGGACACGGGCAAGGAGAUGUCUCCAGAGGAAGCUCACGUGCUCGGCCUCAUCGAAUGGAGCCUCUUCGUCAAGCUGAAGAGUCAGGAAUGCGACUGGGAAGAGAUCUCGAUCAAGGGGCCGAACGGGGAAUCAUCUGUGAUCCUCGACAGGAAGUCAGGCAGAGAGUUCUCAAUCGAAGAUGCCCUGAAGAGCGGCAGACUGAGCACGGCCCAGUACAACAGUUACCUCAACAAGCAGAUGUCAAUUCAGGAGCUGGCAGUCCUGGUGUCUGGAAGCGAUUACCCAGUGCUCGCUCCACUUUAGAACCUUCCCUUAAAGGCAGCGAGUCAGAGCUGCACCACUCGUUAUGACUACCAGAUCACUGCAAAUCCUCGCCCUCCUUUGCGUCUUCCGAAAUGCUACAGCCUCUGCCCAGCCGCGCUAUGAAGCCGCACUGCUUGCUGUCAUACGCUGCGGAAAAGCACCGCCAGUAGUGGAAAACACGUUUGUCAAGGCUACAACUAAACCUUCUCUCCCUCUCUGCAGCCCUACCCAACCACUCGACAAACAAGAUGACAAGUGAAGUACCUGAAGUCCAAAAGACUCAGCCAAACCUGCAGUUUCUUCAACACACAGCCACAAAGGCAGGAAAAAAAAAAAGCAAAGCACA
Messenger RNA from Lagopus muta (rock ptarmigan), 5773 nucleotides. RefSeq names its product periplakin (gene PPL). The transcript has 22 exons. Gene Ontology annotation, biological process: intermediate filament cytoskeleton organization; wound healing. Gene Ontology annotation, molecular function: structural molecule activity; cadherin binding. Lineage: Eukaryota; Metazoa; Chordata; Aves; Galliformes; Phasianidae. Gene Ontology annotation, cellular component: membrane; cytoplasm; cytoskeleton. The coding region runs from base 136 to 5427 and encodes 1763 amino acids. The record is from RefSeq and is a predicted model, not a curated record.